Salvelinus namaycush (lake trout) is the source of this 1128-nucleotide messenger RNA. Its product is annotated as putative glutathione-specific gamma-glutamylcyclotransferase 2. Gene Ontology annotation, biological process: glutathione catabolic process. Gene Ontology annotation, molecular function: gamma-glutamylcyclotransferase activity; glutathione specific gamma-glutamylcyclotransferase activity. The transcript is spliced from 3 exons. Gene Ontology annotation, cellular component: cytoplasm. The coding region runs from base 412 to 1068 and encodes 218 amino acids. Lineage: Eukaryota; Metazoa; Chordata; Actinopteri; Salmoniformes; Salmonidae. The record is from RefSeq and is a predicted model, not a curated record.
GUGCUGGUUGCUUGAGACAGAAGUAGCUCGUCACGACAUUGAGCUCCGUUGUGAAUGUAGUACAGUAGUAGCUGCCACUAACAGUAAAGAUGGCGGUGUUUAGUGCUAGAAAGUAAAUGUUUGACAGUACACGCUACGUGAGGUGUGACAGUUAGCCAGCCAGGUGGAGGAGGUACAGUAGUAGCUGCCACUAACAGUAAAGAUGGCGGUGUUUAGUGCUAGAAAGUAAAUGUUUGACAGUAACACGCUACGUGAGGUGUGACAGUUAGCCAGCCAGGUGGAGGAGGUACAGUAGUAGCUGCCACUAACAGUAAAGAUGGUGGUGUUUAGUGCUAGAAAGUAAAUGUUUGACAGUAACACGCUACGUGAGGUGUGACAGUUAGCCAGCCAGGUGGAGGAGGUACAGUAGCUAUGUGGGUGUUCGGUUAUGGCUCUCUGAUCUGGAAGGUGGAUUUUCCUUAUGAGGAGAAGCGGAUCGGCUACAUUGAAGGCUUCAGCCGGCGCUUCUGGCAAGGCAGCACCGACCACAGGGGAGUGCCAGGCAAGCCUGGCCGAGUCGUGACUCUGGUGGAGGACCCAGAGGGUUGUGUCUGGGGCGUGGCAUAUAAGCUGCCGUCUGGCCGAGAGCAGGAAGUGAAGUGUUACCUUGACUACCGGGAGAAGGGCGGUUACCGCGUCAUUGCAGUGAACUUUCACCCCCGACCCUCCGUGACCCCCACACGACACACUGACACUCCCCCUGCACCCAGCCAGGCUCUGCUCUACAUCGGUUCUAAUGACAACCCUGACUACCUGGGCCCCGCCCCCCUGGAGCUGAUAGCCAAUCAGAUUGUAGAUGCAGUCGGACCGAGCGGACGGAACACUGAAUACCUGUUUUCAUUGGCUGAGGCGCUGAGGACCCUCCUCCCUGAAGACUCAGACACACACCUCUUCUCUCUGGAAGACCUGGUUAGAGAGAGACUAACACACACACUUACUACAAGUGUGUCAGUAAACCAUCGCAGGGAUACUGUAGAUUGUCAGUCAUGUGAUUGUCACCAGGACCAUUCAGAGCUGGGUCAGGGUUAGGGUUGGGACCGUUCAGAGCUGGGUCAGGGUUAGGGUUGGGACCGUUCAGAGCUGGGUCAG